Messenger RNA from Hevea brasiliensis (rubber tree), 1139 nucleotides. Its product is annotated as probable serine/threonine-protein kinase PBL17. Gene Ontology annotation, biological process: protein phosphorylation. NCBI's taxonomy places the organism in Eukaryota, Viridiplantae, Streptophyta, Magnoliopsida, Malpighiales, Euphorbiaceae. The coding region runs from base 336 to 983 and encodes 215 amino acids. The record is from RefSeq and is a predicted model, not a curated record. Gene Ontology annotation, molecular function: protein kinase activity; ATP binding. The transcript is spliced from 2 exons.
GCGCUUUGAAGGCUCAAUAGACCUUAGGCUACAAGAUGGAGAGUUGCCCUAACUCAUCCUUAUAUCCCUUUCCCAUCAGAUUUGAGUAUGGGAUUUCCUAAUUAGAAUUCCUAAGUUCAUUUUAUUCUGCAAGUCUUGAGGGCAAGUGUCAAACUGUUGAAUAAAUGCCCAUGAAAAGAAGGGGGAAAAAAUUCUAUACAUUAUCAACUUGUCGACGUUUUUUCCAUCAAGUAAUAUAAUUUGAUUAAAUUUGUUUGACAAUUUAAGUUCACUUGAAGUUAGUGCCUUCUUGGUAAAGUUUUUGUUGGUUCCUUUUGUUUAACUACGGUAAUAAUAUGCAGGACUUCAAUGCAAAGCUUUCAGACUUUGGACUGGCGAAGGAUGGACCAAUGGGAGACCAGACACAUGUGUCAACGCGGGUAAUGGGUACAUAUGGAUAUGCUGCACCUGAAUAUGUAAUGACUGGGCAUUUAACUGCUCGGAGUGAUGUUUAUGGUUUUGGAGUAGUGCUGCUUGAAUUGCUUCUCGGACGGAGGGCCUUAGACAAGGGUAGACCUAGCCGAGAACACAACCUGGUUGAGUGGGCCCGACCACUUUUGAACCACAAUAAGAAGGUUCUAAGGAUCUUAGACCCUAGAAUGGAAGGGCAGUAUUCAGUUAAAACUGCAAAGAAAGUAACCAAUUUGGCAUACCAAUGCCUUAGCCAAAAUCCAAAAGGGAGACCUCUGAUGAGCCAGGUGGUUGAAUUACUUGAAGGUGUUCAGUCAAAGGAUGAAGAUGAAAUGUUUCAAACCAAUGAGAAAGGUGUUACCCUUUACGAGGAUUCAGGGCUUUCCUCUUGUACUCCAGAGACGAGAAAUCCAGAUACAGGUAAUGGAAGGCGCAAACCGGCAAAUGGAAGAAGCAACAGCGAGCCCUCAACCGAGUGUGAUCUUUAUAACCCUUGCUCCGAUUUUGCAGUCUCGAGUCCAGUGAGAAGCUAGCAUCGCAUCAUUGAACUUUUAUAAAUAUGGAUGGAAGUUGAAAUUGUAAGAAAUGUAUCAAAUAUUCACCUUAUUCCCUUUCCCUUUCUAAAACAAAAUUAUUUCAAACAAGUGCCUUCUAUAAUUACAUACAAAGUACAAUGUCUGUCUUAUUAA